AAUCCAUAACUCAAAACUAUAAACUCAAUUCUCGAACUUCCCCCUAAAAAAAACACCCAUUUCCACAAUUAUAUUUACGCCAUAACUAAGGAUUAUAAUGUCUGGUUUUUCUGGAAAUUUUGUAACGGCGCCCUUUGGUUCGAGGUUGGGAGUGGAGGAGGAGAACUCGAUUAUGGUCUCGGCUCUCACACACGUGCUGACCGACAGCAGAAUUGGGCUAACCCACGCACAGUAUCAGCUCUUAUUCUCCUCUAAUCUUGAUCAUAAUGAUGAUGAUAGUAAUAAUAAUUCCGGUAACGUCUUGUGGUUUCCGAGCGCCAUGGAUGAGUGCAAGAAGUGCCAGUUUGCGGGCUGCUUGGGGUGCAACUAUUUUGAAGAUGGGAGUAACCAAAAUCAAAAUGUGGUGAAAGAUGAAGAGAACGACAAUAAAAAUAAGAAGAAGAGGAGAAAGAAGAUAAAGGGGAGAUUCAGAGGAGUAAGGCAGAGGCGUUGGGGGAAAUGGGCAGCGGAGAUUCGAGACCCGAGAAGGAAGGUAAGAGUAUGGUUAGGGACUUUCCAAACGGCGGAGGAAGCGGCGAGGGCGUAUGACAGAGCUGCCAUUGAGUUCCGCGGAAUAGGCAGAGCAAAGCUCAAUUUUCCAGCCUCUGAUUACCAGCAGAAUCAAAUCCCACAAGGUUACAGGGAACCCAAUUUGGAGGAAAUAAAAAAAUAACUCAUGCAGCUUCUAAUUUCUAUGGUAGCUGGGGGAAGUUUCUUAAAUUAAAUUAUAAUUAAUUAAUGGUCUCUGUUUUUUUUUAAAAAAGAAAAAAUUCAAGUCAGAGUUUGAGUUCCACCCAUCCCGAAUGAGGCAGAGGAUAUUGUAUCAAUUUUGUGUGGAAUCCACCAGUUCGUUGGUUACUAUAAAAAGAAUCGUCAAAGGAAAAAUAUGCUUUUCUUUUAUUACUCGUAACUGCAAAAUGUUGCGAAGGGGUCCGACGUCUUAUGUUUAGGGUUUACGUUGGAAAUGUCAGUCAAAACAAUAACACUAAAGAAAAGACGGCUCCGACCCCAUGAAAAGACAGGUGGGAGCUUUGUGUGUUGGAUAUUCAUAGCUGUCCGUCAAGGUCCAGGGUGGAUGGUUUUAAUGUCUGUGGUGGAGAAUGAGUUUUGAGUUAAAUCCAAAACUACGCAAAACUCAUGUAAUAAGCCAAAUAAUUUGGCACACAUUUUCAUACAAAACAACGCGAAAACCGUGACCUGAAAUA
Molecule: messenger RNA, 1244 nt
Organism: Cucumis melo (muskmelon)
Lineage: Eukaryota; Viridiplantae; Streptophyta; Magnoliopsida; Cucurbitales; Cucurbitaceae
Product: ethylene-responsive transcription factor ERF109-like
Exons: 1
Coding region: 98-712 (204 amino acids)
Biological process (GO): regulation of DNA-templated transcription; ethylene-activated signaling pathway
Molecular function (GO): DNA-binding transcription factor activity; DNA binding
Source: RefSeq, a predicted model, not a curated record